AUGGCAACUACCACCAUCACCAAGACCAACACUGAGGAGCUCCCCCUUCGGUUGACCGUUGCCUAUGAUGAAAAGCUCCACGAAAAGUACAAAUACACAGAAUACCUUCCGGUCUAUGACGAAGUGACCAAAUUCCCGCCACUCAAGCCGUUCGAGUUCAAUGACCGUGGCCUGGUAGCCAACAAAGAUAAGCCAAACCUCUUCUCGAAGGACAACCCCAACCUCAAGGUGACCAAGCUCACACCUCUGAUUGGCACUGAGAUCAGGGGUUUGCAGCUGUCGCAACUCAAUGAUCUGCAAAAGGAUGAGCUUGCCUUGCUGAUUGCCGAGAGGGGUGUUGUCGUCUUCCGCGAGCAGGAUUUUAAGGAUAUCGGCAUUGAGAAGCAGAAGGAGUUUGGACGGUACUUUGGCCCACUACACAUCCAUCCCGUCGGUGCCCACGUCAAAGACCACCUCGAGCUCCAUAACAUUUAUCUCGGCCCCGACAACGAGUACCGCAGCAAACGGCGCAGCAACCGGCUGACCUCAACCGGUUACCACUCCGAUGUCUCCUAUGAGCGUCAGCCGCCCGGAAUCACCAUCCUGACGCUGCUUUCCGUCCCACCCACGGGUGGCGACACAGCCUGGGUGUCGCAGACAGCAGCCUACCAGCGGUUGUCAUCCCCGAUCCGUGCGCUGCUCGAGGGCCUGCGGGCUGAGCAUAGCGGGUUCCCGCAGGCUGAGCAAGCCAGGCGCGAUGGCAAGUUUGUACGUCGUGAGCCUGUGGCAACUUUACAUCCCAUUGUUCGGGUUCACCCUGCGACGGGACAGAAGGCGCUGUUUGUGAACCCGGGGUUUACGAAGCGGAUUGAGGGGCUCAAAGAUGAGGAGAGUGAUGCACUGCUGAGGUUGUUGUUUGAUCAUAUCACUAAGGGACAGGACUUUCAGGUUAGGGUAAAGUGGGAGGAGGGCACAGUGGUGCUGUGGGAUAAUAGGGUGACGGCACACACGGCAAUUAGUGACUAUGAUGUGCAUAACCCUCAGGAAGGGCUGAGACAUGGGUUCCGAAUCACGACGCUGGCAGAAAGGCCCAGGGGUGUGAAUGGGUUGGAGAGUAUCUGGGAGUGA
Molecule: messenger RNA, 1107 nt
Organism: Thermochaetoides thermophila DSM 1495
Lineage: Eukaryota; Fungi; Ascomycota; Sordariomycetes; Sordariales; Chaetomiaceae
Product: dioxygenase-like protein
Exons: 3
Coding region: 1-1107 (368 amino acids)
Cellular component (GO): cytoplasm
Molecular function (GO): 2-oxoglutarate-dependent dioxygenase activity
Source: RefSeq, a predicted model, not a curated record